Molecule: messenger RNA, 2342 nt
Organism: Antechinus flavipes (yellow-footed antechinus)
Lineage: Eukaryota; Metazoa; Chordata; Mammalia; Dasyuromorphia; Dasyuridae
Product: tectonic-like complex member MKS1
Exons: 18
Coding region: 43-1701 (552 amino acids)
Biological process (GO): cilium assembly
Cellular component (GO): MKS complex
Source: RefSeq, a predicted model, not a curated record
GAGCGCGCGUUUUCCUCGCGCAGGCGCAGCAGAGCAGUAGCCAUGGCGGACUCGGGCUGGAGUACCGACACCGGGGAGGCCGUGUAUCGCUCGCGGGACCCCGUGCGCAACUUUCGGCUCCGAGUUCAUCUCCAGAGAGUCUCCUCAUGUAACCUCCUCCUCUACCAGUCUGCUCCCCAGCUAGUAAAUGACCUUAUCGACCUGGGUACCUUUAACCCACCAACAUCAGCCAGUGAGCAUUUGAGAAAGGGAGAGGAUGAAGAAGAAGUGGUGAUUGGUUGGCAGGAGAAACUCUUUAGUCAGUUUGAGGUGGACUUGUACCAGAAUGAGUCAGCCUGUCAAACCCCAUUGGAUCAUCAAUAUCGCCAGGAGAUCUUAAAGCUGGAGGCUUCUGGUGGCAGGAGAAAUCGCCGCAUCUUUACCUACACUGAUUCUGAUCGCUACACCAACUUGGAGGAGCAUUCUCAGAAAAUGACCACCUCGGACAGUGAGGUACCCUCCUUCCUGGUUGAGCGGAUGGCGAAUGUCAGGCGUCGCCGUCAGGAUCGACGAGGACUGGAAGGUGGUAUCCUCAAGUCCCGAAUCAUCACCUGGGAACCAUCAGAAGAAUUCAUUAAAAGCAAUCAUGUCAUCAACACCCCGCUUCAGACUAUGUACAUCAUGGCGGAUCUGGGACCCUAUGGAAAGCUUGGUCAGAGGGAUUAUGAGCAAGUCCUCUGUACUCUGAAAGUGGACAGCAACGGAGUGAUCACAGUGAAACCAGAUUUCACAGACAACAGGGGACCUUACAGAAUUGUAACUGAAGGGGAGAAGCAGGAGCUGUGGAAGUACACAAUUAAGAAUGUAUCCUCCCCUGCACAGCGAGAGGAAGAAGAACGGGAGCAGCGUGUGUUCAAGGAUCUCUAUGGCCGGCACAAGGAGUAUCUCAGCAGUCUAGUGGGUUCUGAUUUUGAGAUGGCUGUUCCUGGCUCCCUGCGGCUUUUUGUUAAUGGAGAGGUGGUUUCAGCCCAAGGCUAUGAAUAUGACAAUCUUUAUGUGCACUUCUUUGUGGAGUUGCCUGAAUACUGGUCAAGUCCAUCAUAUCAGCAGCUCUCGGGAGUAACACAGACUUGUGUUACCAAAUCAGUGGGAAUGGACGAAGUGGCGUACUUCUCUUACCCUUUCACAUUUGAGGCUUCGUUCUUCCAUGACACUGAAGCUCUUGAGGAUCUGUCUCAGUGGCCUGUGCUGUACUUGGAAGUCAUCUCGCUGGAUUUCUGGCAGAGAUAUCGGGUGGAAGGCUAUGGGUCCAUAGUACUGCCCACAGCACCAGGGUCUCAUACCAUUACAGCCUCAACAUGGAGGCCAGUGGAGUUAGGAACUCUGGCAGAACUGAGGAGAUUUUUCAUUGGGGGCUCACUGGAAUUGGAAGACCUAUCAUAUGUGCGAAUACCAGGGACCUUCAAGGGGGACCGUCUGAGCCGCUUUGGGUUCCGAAGUAAGACAACAGGCAGCGUUACUUUCCGCUUUAACUGCCUACAGCAGUCCAUGGCCUUUUUGGAGUCUGGCUCCACUUGGAAGAAGAUGCAGAGUGUGCUGGAAGGCAUAGGAAGAUUCAGUCAGCAAAACAACAUUUUUAAUGUGCUAGAGGCCUUCCAGCGAGCCCGACGCCGCAUGCAGGAGGCUCAGGUAAACCUCCCUGAGGAUCUGGUGAGCUCCUGAGCACUGUAGCCUCCAACUAGCAGCAGCCUCAGCCACAGUGCUCCCCAACGACCAAGGACAGACACUCAUAUCCUCCAAGACCAUGGGCUGCCCUGCGGCUUAAUGUUCAACCUUCCUUCUGGGUCAGGAUCCUGUUACAGCAAAUUCCAGCAAGGCCAGAGCUUGUUGGGAUGAGGGCCGCACAGGCAGAGGGACUCUGUGGCAGGCUUGGUCCCUUCAGGGAGCCCUGGGCUGGCCUGCCCUGCAGGAGGCAGGGCAGCAGAUCAGGGCCUGAGGUAGUUGAUGACUUUACAACCUCACAAGGGAAUCCAGAAAAGAAGGAGAGUAAAAUGAAUCAGGGAUUUUUUCACCAUCAGAGUUCUGGCUCUCUCAAAACCAUCUUUUUUUUGACUUUUGCUUCAGGCAAAUUGUGUGUGGUGGUGGUGGGCAUAUAUGGGAGAGUGUCUAUGGUGGUGUGUGUGUGCACUCACGAACUUCUGGGUAGGGACCGAGUAUGGCUCUGUGAUGAGGAGCAUUUGUAUCUGGGGGUUUGCAUGGGUAUGUAUGGACAAGGGUGUGCCCAGUCUGACCUACCUCAUAUACAUUAUUGAGUGCUUUGGUUUUGCUUUUAGGUUUUAAACAUAUAACUUGCUUUUACACCA